GAGCUGUCAGACAGAGAGGCUGAGACAAACUGGGACACCGGCUACUCUCAGGCUACAGCUGCCAUCCUCACCCUCCAGCAUGAAGGCCUCCGCAACCCUCCUGUGUCUGCUGCUCACAGCUGCCACCCUCACCACCCAGGUGCUCGCCCAGCCAGAUGCAAUUCAUUCCCCGGUCACCUGCUGCUAUCAUUUCACUAGCAAGAAGGUCCCUAUGCAGAGGCUGGUGAGCUACGGAAAAAUCACCAGCAGCAAGUGUCCCAAAGAAGCUGUGAUCUUCAAGACCAAACUGGAUAAGGAGAUCUGUGCUGACCCCAAGCAGAAGUGGGUCCAGGAUUCCAUGAAGCAACUUGACAAGAAAACUCUGAAGCCUUUAACAACUCUGAAGCCUGUAACACUCACUGCCCAGAACUCAAGAAGCUAAUUUAUUGUCUUUUAACUUUCCCUAGAUGCCCUCUGAUAUUUUAUUAUAAUUUCAAAUAGUAUCAACUUUGUUUAUUGAUGUAACAUGGCAUCUUAAAUAGUGUUAAUCGUAUUUAAGUUAUUGAUGUUUUAAGUUUAUCUUCCACGAACACUAGUGUCUGUUACAUUAAGAGACUUGCUCUCCUUUGUGAACCUCAAUUCUUCCCCGAUAUGAUACGGGGUCCUGAUAAGGGUCAUUAAUACAUUUUUGUUUUAAAUUUUGAGGCAUUUCUAAAAGUGAUAUUGUGGAGAUGUUUGUAUUAUGUAACUAAUAAAUUAUA
Talpa occidentalis (Iberian mole) is the source of this 740-nucleotide messenger RNA. Its product is annotated as C-C motif chemokine 2-like. Gene Ontology annotation, biological process: positive regulation of ERK1 and ERK2 cascade; immune response; neutrophil chemotaxis. The transcript has 3 exons. Gene Ontology annotation, cellular component: extracellular region. Gene Ontology annotation, molecular function: chemokine activity; CCR chemokine receptor binding. The coding region runs from base 80 to 421 and encodes 113 amino acids. The record is from RefSeq and is a predicted model, not a curated record. Lineage: Eukaryota; Metazoa; Chordata; Mammalia; Eulipotyphla; Talpidae.